Messenger RNA from Drosophila erecta, 1858 nucleotides. RefSeq names its product methionine synthase reductase. NCBI's taxonomy places the organism in Eukaryota, Metazoa, Arthropoda, Insecta, Diptera, Drosophilidae. Gene Ontology annotation, cellular component: cytosol. Bases 66 to 1430 code for a protein of 454 amino acids. The transcript is spliced from 2 exons. The record is from RefSeq and is a predicted model, not a curated record. Gene Ontology annotation, biological process: homocysteine metabolic process. Gene Ontology annotation, molecular function: [methionine synthase] reductase (NADPH) activity; flavin adenine dinucleotide binding; FMN binding.
CCUUUUCAACACUGCUGGUUUGGCGCUUUGACUGCUGGCCAUGCGAUUUGGUAAGUUCGGGAAAAAUGGACUUAGGAGCUUAUAUUCUGAGUGAAUAUAUCCCUGCCAAGCCGCUGGUCUGUAAUCUGGAGGUGUGCUUCACGGGCGGAGAGCAGACACCCACCAAAGUAUGCGCUCAACUGAAAUGCGGCGAUGUUUUGAAGUUCCCAUUCGCCCGCUUGGAUUCCAAGCCAAGGUCGGUGGAGAUAAAGGAGAGCAAGGUGCUCGUGGCUGUGGAUAAGGCAACGGAGACGAAACGCGUGGUGGAGCUGACUCUGGAGUCCACGUUCGACUACCAGCCCGGGGACACCAUUGGCAUUUUGCCCAACAAUAAACCCGAACAAGUGGAAAGCCUGCUGCAUCGGCUGGAACUGUUGGACCAGGCCGACGCCAAUUGCCACUUUAAGAUAGCGCUCAACUGCGCCAAGAAGAAUGCCAAGCUACCCGCCCACAUUCCAGCCACGACUUCUCCCCGGGAGAUCCUUACCCACAGCCUGUCGCUAAACUUUGUUCCGCAGAAGCAGCUCCUCAGCGCCCUGGCCGGAUUUACAAAUGACGACAAAGAGCGUUGUUUCCUAUCCUGUCUAUCCUCUAAACAGGCCACCGAGCACUACCAAUCGCUGAUCUUAGAGCAAGGUCUGCUUUUCAUGGAUAUUCUUAAAUUGUGCGUCAACUGCAGACCGUCACUGGCCUUCCUGGCAGAGCAUUUGCCACGGCUACUGCCGCGACCAUACUCCAUUGCCAACAGUCCCUUGGAAGAUGGCGAUCGCAAACUCCGCGUUAUCUACUCGCUGCUCAGCCAAAGACCUGGAGUCACAACCAGCAUGUUGGAGGCGGCUGCGCAGCAAAGUAGCCCGGAGCAUCCCAAUAAGGUGGUUAUCUACCCACGAAUAAGCAACCAAUUUCGUUACACAAAUCAGGAUUUGGGCAGCAACCAAAUACUUAUUGCAGUUGGCACAGGUCUGGCACCGUUUCUUGGAUUCUUAGCCCACAAAGAAGAGCUUAUGAAACAACAGUCGCAACAGGAAAGCGGACAUUCCUGGCUUUACAUUGGUGCUAAGACCCCAAAAGCCAUUCUUAAGCGUGAGAAACUAUUGGCCUGGCACCAAUCCUCGUUGCUGGAGCGCCUACGGAUAUGUUACUCGCGAGGCGAAUCCCCCAUCUAUGUGCAAGAAAUGUUGGAGGAGGACUGUGACGAUCUGGUCAAGUUCCUGAUGAAGCCGGAGACUGUGUUAUACAUUUGUGCUGAUGGCGCGAAGAUUUCGCAGUCCAUUGCAAGUGGCUUAAGUCGGUGCCUGCAGAAGGCUCUGCAUCUUACUGAGGAAGAAGCUUCGCAGGUGUUUAAGGAACUGAAGACGCAGGGCAAAUAUCGCGAGGAUGUUUGGCUGUAACGGACAAGUCUUAGGUGCAGUCAAAAUAAUAGAUUCUCGAAUGUCGCCCUAUAAAUACUUUUAUAUAUCUCAUUUGUGUACUUUCUUACUGAAAGUUUGCAUUUUUAGUUUGUUUUGUGUUCUUCAUGUAUUGUUGAGGUCAUUUAUUUCAACAAUUGAAAAUAGAUGUAGCAAAAGAACCCAGUUCUGCUACAUCACUUUGCGAAAGAAUGUAGUUGCAUUCUGGUGUAUCUUGAAACACAAUUGCUACUAUUUUGACUGCAACCGCAAUGUAAAUAAAUAUAUAACAGAAAGUUUUGGUCGAAUAAGUAAAUAACGAUAUAUUUAACAACACAAAAUAAAAAUUACAGUGCAAGGUAAACUAAAUACAUACAAUUGUGAGGGGCCAUCAUCUUCAAUGAUCGAAGUGGAUGUGGACUACGAGUACU